UAUAAACCCAACCUGACCUCUGGUCCUUCAUCUAUUUACUCUCUCCCUUUUCUCUAAAAUAUCUCUCCCGAUCUGUAUUGUCUUUCUCAUUCUCUGAGCGACAAUGACUCAUCCGGCUGAAUCCUCUAACGCGAGUUCGGGGAAGAAGGACUUCUCCACGGCGAUUUUGGAGAGGAAAAAAUCGCCUAAUCGGCUGGUCGUUGACGAGGCGGUUAACGAUGACAACUCCGUCGUCGCUUUGCAUCCUGAUACCAUGGAAAAGCUCCAGCUUUUCCGCGGCGACACCAUUCUCAUCAAAGGAAAGAAACGAAAAGAUACAAUCUGCAUUGCUCUUGCUGACGAUACAUGUGAACAGCCUAAAAUCAGGAUGAACAAGGUUGUUAGAUCCAAUCUUAGGGUUCGACUUGGGGAUGUUGUCUCUGUGCACCAGUGCCCAGAUGUUAAGUAUGGCAAGCGUGUUCACAUUCUUCCUAUUGAUGAUACCAUUGAAGGAGUUACUGGGAAUCUGUUUGACGCUUUCUUGAAACCUUAUUUCUUGGAGUCUUAUCGCCCUGUGAGGAAAGGAGAUUUCUUCCUUGUUAGAGGUGGAAUGAGGAGUGUUGAAUUCAAGGUCAUUGAAACUGAUCCUGGGGAAUACUGUGUUGUUGCUCCAGACACUGAAAUUUUCUGUGAGGGGGAACCUGUGAAGAGGGAAGAUGAGGAUAGGUUGGAUGAAGUCGGUUAUGAUGACGUUGGUGGUGUUCGAAAGCAGAUGGCUCAGAUUCGUGAGUUAGUGGAGCUUCCAUUAAGGCAUCCUCAGCUCUUUAAAUCAAUUGGUGUGAAGCCACCAAAGGGGAUCUUACUUUAUGGACCCCCAGGUUCUGGAAAGACUUUGAUAGCCAGAGCUGUCGCUAAUGAAACUGGUGCUUUCUUCUUUUGUAUUAAUGGGCCAGAAAUUAUGUCCAAAUUGGCUGGAGAGAGUGAAAGUAAUCUCAGGAAGGCAUUUGAAGAAGCGGAGAAGAAUGCUCCAUCUAUAAUCUUUAUUGAUGAGAUUGAUUCCAUUGCUCCCAAGCGAGAGAAGACAAAUGGUGAAGUUGAAAGACGUAUUGUUUCACAGCUUUUAACUCUUAUGGAUGGGCUUAAAUCCCGAGCCCAUGUUAUUGUUAUGGGGGCUACUAAUCGCCCAAAUAGUAUUGACCCUGCUUUGAGGAGGUUUGGUAGAUUUGAUAGGGAGAUAGACAUUGGUGUUCCAGAUGAAGUUGGGCGCCUUGAAGUUCUCCGCAUCCAUACGAAGAACAUGAAGCUGUCUGAUGAAGUUGAUCUAGAGAGGAUUGCUAAAGAUACUCAUGGGUAUGUCGGUGCUGACCUUGCUGCUCUGUGUACCGAAGCUGCAUUGCAAUGCAUCAGAGAGAAAAUGGACGUGAUUGAUUUGGAGGAUGAAACUAUUGAUGCAGAGAUACUUAAUUCUAUGGCUGUUACAAAUGAGCACUUCCAAACUGCACUUGGAACUAGCAACCCUUCUGCUUUGCGUGAAACUGUUGUUGAAGUUCCCAAUUGCAGCUGGGAGGACAUUGGAGGCCUUGAAAAUGUUAAGCGUGAGCUUCAAGAGACUGUUCAAUAUCCUGUGGAGCAUCCAGAGAAGUUUGAGAAAUUUGGCAUGUCACCCUCAAAAGGUGUCCUUUUCUAUGGUCCCCCGGGGUGUGGGAAAACUCUACUUGCAAAGGCAAUUGCAAAUGAAUGCCAAGCAAAUUUCAUCAGCAUUAAAGGCCCUGAACUGCUCACUAUGUGGUUUGGUGAGAGUGAAGCCAAUGUUCGGGAAAUAUUUGACAAGGCUCGACAAUCUGCACCAUGUGUUCUUUUCUUCGAUGAGCUUGACUCUAUUGCAACUCAGAGGGGAAGCAGUGUCGGGGAUGCCGGUGGUGCUGCUGAUCGAGUUUUGAAUCAACUCCUUACUGAAAUGGAUGGCAUGUCAGCUAAGAAGACAGUUUUCAUUAUUGGGGCCACAAAUAGACCUGACAUCAUUGACCCAGCACUUUUGCGUCCAGGUCGUCUUGACCAGUUAAUUUAUAUUCCUCUACCAGAUGAGGAUUCACGCCAUCAGAUCUUCAAAGCCUGUUUGAGAAAGUCACCAGUCUCAAAAGAUGUUGAUAUUAGAGCAUUAGCAAAGUAUACUCAGGGCUUCAGUGGGGCAGAUAUUACUGAGAUAUGCCAGCGAGCUUGCAAGUAUGCCAUUAGAGAGAACAUAGAGAAGGAUAUUGAGAAGGAGAGAAGAAGAAGGGACAAUCCUGAAGCUAUGGAUGAGGAUGUCGAGGACGAAGUGCCAGAGAUUAAGGCUGCUCAUUUUGAAGAGUCCAUGAAGUUUGCUCGCAGGAGUGUCAGUGAUGCUGAUAUCCGCAAAUAUCAGGCAUUUGCUCAAACCUUGCAGCAGUCUAGGGGUUUCGGAAGUGAAUUCCGGUUUUCUGAGGCUGGAACAGGGGCUACUACUGGAUCUGAUCCAUUCUCCACUUCUGCUGGUGGGGCGGAUGACGAUGAUUUGUAUAGUUAGGUUUUAUUCACUUGUUCAAGUGUCCCGCCAAAGAAAUUUCCUUAUGUAUGUGACAUUUGUCUUAAGCUAUUUCAUUUACCACAAGAUAUGGAACUUGUAGGUUCUUUCAUCAUGGGACUAGGUUUACCAGUUAGUGUUAUUUCAUUUGCUACAUUUAACAUUCAGUUUCCAAUUGUCAAAUUGUUAUUUGUUUUUAUUUAUGGAUUAAACUGACAAUGAAAAAUUAGAAGUUCAUGA
Pistacia vera is the source of this 2761-nucleotide messenger RNA. RefSeq names its product cell division cycle protein 48 homolog. Gene Ontology annotation, biological process: mitotic spindle disassembly; retrograde protein transport, ER to cytosol; autophagosome maturation. Gene Ontology annotation, molecular function: ATP binding; polyubiquitin modification-dependent protein binding; ATP hydrolysis activity. The record is from RefSeq and is a predicted model, not a curated record. Gene Ontology annotation, cellular component: cytosol; VCP-NPL4-UFD1 AAA ATPase complex; nucleus. Lineage: Eukaryota; Viridiplantae; Streptophyta; Magnoliopsida; Sapindales; Anacardiaceae. Bases 104 to 2524 code for a protein of 806 amino acids. The transcript has 9 exons.